GGCUCGAACCAAUCGUGCUUCCCUGACGUCCACGCCACGCCGCCAACGCCGCGCCGGCCGCGCCAGUGUGCCACGCCUUCAUGCACUUGUUUGCCGGUUUGCCGGUCAUGCAGCGUGGCCAGCGCAGCCAGCGUGGCUUGAGCUGUUUGGGCAGUUUGGGCGGCUUCAAUAAUCUUUCGUACGACUCGACUUCGGGCUGGCACCGUGGCCCCGCCGCCCCGCUGUGUAAAAGCGGCUCUUCGAAGUAGUGCUCCAAGGGAUCGUUCGAUGCAUGUGAAUUACACCGACUACAUGUUCAUCUAGAAAUCUGGGCAUUAGAAAAUAUGGUGCGUCAACGAAAAGUGGGAGAAAAUACGCGCCUUUCACCGGCGCGGCACUCAACGAAGCCGGGCGGCCAGGCAAAACGCGCAAGCUCGCAGCCCAAGUUCGAUUCCAAGUUCAGCUUGUUCAUAGUUUUCAAUGCAGUGCUCAUUUUGUCUGUCGUUUUCUACGUUUACUACCUGCACUAUCUCGAGUCAUGGGUCAUCCGGCCAGUGAGCCUCCCAAAGGUGGUGAAGAAAAGUGGACUGGACGUCCCAGACAGGUUCUGGGGCAGUUACCGGAGUGCGCUGUACUUUGGCAUGAAGACCCGGAGUGCUCAGCCACUGGUGGCAGGACUCAUGUGGUUCACCCAGGAACUAAAGAACCAGAACCUCGGCAUCAGGCACUGGUGCAGCCAGUGGGAUGGCCUCGAACAGUAUGGAUGGGUUCGACAUGACGGUGUCAAUUUUGGCGUGCAGCGGAUUGUCGACGGGGAGUACCUGAUUGAGACAUCGUUUGUGAAAAGAGCCGGCGGUCGCAAUGGGGGAGACUGGACAGCCAGGAUCGCAGUCAAGCCCAAGGGGGUGAACACGACAACCACUGUGCCGAUCUCUCUCCUGUUCUAUGUUGCGACUGACGGACAAGGGCAGCUGCUGCCAAGUGUCGCAACUAAAUCUCGCCUCGAGCAUGUUUCCGGGCAUACCGAUGACUUGGGCAAGUUUACGGUGCAUUUUUUGGACAGAGACACGAGCAAUGUGGUGCAGCAUACUUACCUGAGCACAGUGGCAUCGGGGCUGGAGACACUGCAUGAGACAGUAUUGCGAAACUUAGUUGUUUCACAGCCAAAGAAAGGCGCCAGACGUCUGUAUGUUACACGUGGAAGCAGUUUCUCAUUAGAGGACAAGGAGCGUAAAAGAACACCCAACUUUGUUCUCACCCAAGUCACUGUGAUGCCUCCCUACGAAAUGGAAGUCGUCUUUGAGUCUGCAAGCUUUCUUGAACGUCCCAGUACCCUUUCGGGAGAGGAGUUUGACAAAGAGCUGCUUGACUACACUACUAAGUUUGACGAGAGGUUCAACAAGGUGUUCAAGCUGCCUACCAAGGGUUUCAGCGAUGCAGACAACGAGGUAGCCAAAGAAAUCCUGAGUAACAUGGUUGGUGGGAUUGGCUACUUUCAUGGGUCUUCUCUAGUUCAAUCCUCAUACAACAAGGAGCCAGUGGAAUACUGGAAGGCAGGUCUGUAUACUGCAGUACCUUCGCGAUCUUUCUUCCCACGGGGCUUUUUAUGGGACGAGGGCUUCCACAACCUGCUGCUGUCGCGUUGGGACCCCGACAUCUCCAAGGACAUAAUAUCCCAUUGGCUCGACCUGAUGAACGUAGACGGUUGGAUUCCUCGCGAGCAGAUCCUCGGCACAGAGGCACGCUCCCAAGUGCCAGCCCAGUACGUCGUGCAGAGAGACACCAACGCCAAUCCUCCAGCAAUGUUCUUUGCCCUGGAAGCGCUCCUCGAUCACCCGGACAGUGGUACGACCCAUGGCGACUUCUUGCGGGCGGCUUUCCCACGUUUUCUAAAGCUGUUCGACUGGCUCAACACCACGCAGGCGGGAAAGGUCCCCGGUACGUACCGCUGGCGAGGCCGCGAUGCCACCAGCCGCAACGAGCUGAACCCAAAGACACUGACGUCGGGACUCGACGACUACCCAAGGGCUUCACACCCCACGGAAGAUGAGCGCCAUGUUGACUUGCGCUGCUGGUUGGCGUUUUCAUCCGGCGUGCUCUCUCGGGUAGCUGAUCUGCUGAAGGACCACAGGUCUGAGCAUCUGGCAGCCACCCAUAGGUGGUUGAGCGACGCUGCUGCUCUGGAUCGGCUGCACCUGUCGCCCGAGUCUGGACACUACUGCGACUACGGAUUGCACACGGACAGAGUGCGUCUGGUGGAACAGAAAGUGCCCCCGGGACAGCACCAUGCAGCUCCGUUGCCCAAGGUGCGGCUUGCACUGGACACCCCACGACUGCAGUUUGUGCAGCACUUUGGCUAUGUCAGCUUGUUCCCACUGCUCCUAAGGCUGCUGGCACCCGAGAAUCCUGCCUUGGGCAAGCUGAUGACGGACCUCCGUGACCCUUCCCUGCUCUGGACGGACUUCGGCCUCCGUUCCCUGUCCAAGAACUCUCCCAUGUACAUGAAGUACAACACAGACACGGACCCCCCUUACUGGCGGGGGCCCAUCUGGAUCAACAUAAACUACCUCGCAGUGCGGGCGCUGUACCACUACAGCGAGCUGCCAGGGCCAUUCCAGGAAAAGGCCUUCGAGCUCUACAAGGAGCUACGAUGGAACAUCAUUCGCAACAUGCUCAAAGAGUACCGCCGCUCCAAGUACAUUUGGGAGAAUUACAAGGACUCCACGGGGCAGGGGCAAGGCUCGCACCCCUUCACUGGUUGGUCAGCACUCCUGGUACUCAUAAUGGGAGAGAUGUAUUGAGGCUCACCUGGGGGGCCAGGGUCUACAGUCAUUUUACUUUUUAUUAAAGUGCCAUUCUCAAGGGGUA
Molecule: messenger RNA, 2847 nt
Organism: Ixodes scapularis (black-legged tick)
Lineage: Eukaryota; Metazoa; Arthropoda; Arachnida; Ixodida; Ixodidae
Product: mannosyl-oligosaccharide glucosidase
Exons: 3
Coding region: 324-2780 (818 amino acids)
Biological process (GO): oligosaccharide metabolic process; protein N-linked glycosylation
Cellular component (GO): endoplasmic reticulum membrane
Molecular function (GO): Glc3Man9GlcNAc2 oligosaccharide glucosidase activity
Source: RefSeq, a predicted model, not a curated record